AUGAAUAGACCAGCCCGUCUACAAGUUGAUCCAGAUUCUAUUCCAGAUGAUGAUAAGCCUCCUCAAACAGGAACUUCAUUUAAUAUAUGGUUUUUAAAAUGGUCAGGAGGUGAUUCAUCAAAACGAAAUCAUAUUCAACUGAAAUUUAAAGUUAAUAUAAAGAAAGAUACAGGGUAUACUUUGGCAAAAAUAGGGAGUCCUAUUUGUUUAUUCUUUUCUCGUGGUUGUUGUUAUCGUGGUAAGAAAUGUCCUUAUUUUCAUCGUAUACCGACGGAAUUAGAUUCUUAUAUUUCAACUCAAGAUUGUUUUGGUAGAGAUAAAACGGCAGAUUAUAGAGAAGAUAUGGAUGGUGUAGGAUCAUUUAAUAAAGUUAAUCGAACAUUAUAUGUUGGUGGAUUACAUAUGAAAGAUGAUAUGGAAAAUCGAAUUACAAAGAAUUUCCAACAAUUUGGAGAUAUUGAAAAGAUUAGAGUUCUCUAUAAUAAAUCAUGUGCAUUUAUUACCUUCAAAUUAGAAUCAACUGCACAAUUUGUUAAAGAAGCAAUGAAUAAUCAAGCUUUAGAUAAUGGAAAUGAAGUUUUGUAUAUUAGAUGGGCAAAUGAAGAUCCUAAUCCUCAUGCUCAAAGAGAAGAAAAAAGGAGACUUGAAGAAAUUGCUAUUAACACAGUCAAGAAUCUCUUACAAUCAGUUGAAGAAAACGAAAAAAAGAGAAGAAAAGUUGAAAUUGAGGAUACGGUUAAAGAUUCGUCACAUAUUGUGGUUGAAGAACCUGAUGAACAGGAUGUAAAUGAUGAAUUAGAAUCAAAACAGAAAGCUAUCGAAGCAGCACCUCAAAACAAACUAACUUUCAAUGCUUCGACAUUGAAAACCUUAUCUCAAAUAAGAGCUAAACAAUUUCAAAGAGAAAAGCUAAAUAAGCUUACUACUUUUGUUGGUGGAUACACCAGUGAUGACAAUUAA
Scheffersomyces amazonensis is the source of this 960-nucleotide messenger RNA. RefSeq lists its product as uncharacterized. The transcript has a single exon. Gene Ontology annotation, molecular function: metal ion binding; U6 snRNA binding; pre-mRNA binding. The record is from RefSeq and is a predicted model, not a curated record. Gene Ontology annotation, cellular component: Prp19 complex; U2-type catalytic step 1 spliceosome; U2-type catalytic step 2 spliceosome. Lineage: Eukaryota; Fungi; Ascomycota; Pichiomycetes; Serinales; Debaryomycetaceae. Bases 1 to 960 code for a protein of 319 amino acids.